Carlito syrichta (Philippine tarsier) is the source of this 3874-nucleotide messenger RNA. It is a transcript of the gene PPP4R4, whose product is annotated as protein phosphatase 4 regulatory subunit 4. Bases 306 to 2807 code for a protein of 833 amino acids. NCBI's taxonomy places the organism in Eukaryota, Metazoa, Chordata, Mammalia, Primates, Tarsiidae. The record is from RefSeq and is a predicted model, not a curated record. Gene Ontology annotation, cellular component: cytosol; protein serine/threonine phosphatase complex. Gene Ontology annotation, molecular function: protein phosphatase regulator activity. The transcript is spliced from 26 exons.
AGUGUGAUCGCAAACCUUCCCUCUCUGAUGCGACAGAAUCCUUCUGAGACACUCCGGAGAGUCUUCCCAAAAGUCAGAUGUCUUCCAAGGUCCGUGAGGAUGCACACUUAUUUAUCCUGAGAGUAUGGAUCUCACAUAUGUUUGUCCAGAGGGUGUGACUCUGAGGAGGAGAACACUUACUGGACUCACCUCAGCAUCUCCUGAAGCCACCUUUUAGGAGAUGUGGAAAGUGUGUGUGAAGGGAGACAGCGUCAGGAGCAGGAAGUGUAGGUGGAAGGGAAGCCCUGCACGUUGCAGGCGUGGAGAUGCAGUUAACGGCUGCGGUAUCCUUUCUGACCAUCCUACAGGAAGAAGCGGUGUCGAUCCAUGCAUAUGCCCACUCGUUUCUCCAAGUCAUUCUCUUGCAUCUGGAGCACAGGGACGCAGGUGUCAGCAAUGCGUGGCUGGAAACUCUUCUGUCUGUUAUAGAAGUAUUGCCAAGAGAAACCCUAAGGCAUGAGAUUUUGAAUCCACUUGUUUCCAAGGCACAACUUUCCCAAACAGUUCAGUCUCGUUUGGUUAGUUGUAAAAUUUUGGGAAAACUGACCAACAAAUUUGAUGCCCAUAUCAUUAAAAGAGAAAUACUUCCCCUGGUAAAAUCACUCUGUCAAGAUGUAGAAUAUGAAGUGCGAUCUUGUAUGUGCCGGCAACUAGAAAAUAUAGCACAGGGCAUUGGGACAGAACUUACCAAAAGUGUGGUGCUGCCUGAGUUAAUAGAGCUCUCCAGAGAUGAAGGCAGCAGUGUGCGACUUGCAGCUUUUGAGACGCUGGUUAACCUGCUGGACGUAUUUGAUACAGAAUACCGGAGACCGGAUACCUUCAGGAUGUUUCUGGAGACUGGGAGUUUCAAGGGCGGGUGGCCUCAGCUGGCUGGCUUCUGCCAAAGGCCUUGGAGAAGCGGAGUGGAAGUGGGUUUGCAAAGGGAGAGAGAACAAAAGAGGCUGGCCUGCUCGAUAACAAGCUUCUUUCCCAAGAGUAACCCCAUCCCAGAUGACAGAAGUCAAACUAUACUUCCAUUAGUGAAAUCAUUCUGUGAAAAAUCUUUCAAAGCAGACGAAUCCAUUCUUAUUUCUUUAUCUUUCCAUUUAGGAAAACUAUGCCAUGGACUGUAUGGAAUUUUUACUCCAGACCAACACUUGAGAUUUUUGGAGUUUUAUAAAAAACUUUGUACAUUGGGUUUGCAACAAGAAAAUGGACACAAUGAUAACCAGAUUCCUCCCCAAAUCCUAGAGCAGGAGAAGAAAUAUAUUUCAGUACGGAAGAACUGUGCUUAUAACUUUCCGGCCAUGAUUGUUUUUGUGGAUCCUAAAAACUUCCACCUGGAGCUGUAUCCCACCUUCUUCUGCCUUUGUCAUGACCCUGAAGUUCCAGUCCGAUACACAAUUGCUAUUUGCUUUUACGAAGUGUCUAAGCUUCUGAAUUCUGGAGUAUAUUUAAUACAUAAAGAACUAAUAACAUUAUUACAAGACGAAUCACUGGAGGUACUAGAUGCUCUUAUAGAUCAUCUUCCAGAAAUCUUGGAACUUAUGUCUACUGGUGGAGAAAGCAGUGUUCAAGAAAAUAAGUUAUCCUCUCUGCCCGACUUGAUUCCCGCACUCACAGCGGCUGAACAGCGAGCUGCAGCCUCUUUAAAAUGGAGAACUCACGAGAAGCUGCUACAGAAAUAUGCCUGUCUGCCACACGUUAUUUCAAGCGAUCAGAUUUAUUAUCGUUUCUUACAAAGAAUGUUCACAAUCGUGAUGACAAACAAUGUCUUACCUGUUCAAAAGGCAGCCUCACGAACACUGUGCGUUUUUCUACGUUAUAAUCGAAAGCAAGAGCAGAGACAUGAGGUCAUUCAAAAAUUAAUUGAACAACUGGGCCAAGGAAAAAGUUACUGGAAUAGACUGCGCUUUUUGGAUACCUGUGAAUUUAUUAUAGAGAUCUUCUCCAAGGCCUUUUUCUGUAAAUACUUCUUUCUGCCUGCUAUUGAACUGACACACGAUCCAGUAGCAAAUGUGAGAAUGAAACUUUGCUACCUGUUGCCCAAAGUGAAAUCCACUCUGAAGAUUCCUGCGGAUAAGCAUCUACUUCAGCAGUUAGAAAUGUGUGUGAGAAAACUCCUAUGUCAAGAAAAAGAUAAAGACGUUCUGGCUAUUGUAAAAAGAACCGUGUUAGAGUUGGACAGGAUGGAAAUGUCUAUGGACGCCUUUCAGAAAAAGUUUUAUGAAAAAGAUCUGGUGGACCAAGAGAAGGAAAGAGAAGAGCGGCUUCUUUUGGAAAUGGAGCAACUGGAGAGGGAGAAGCAGCAGAACGACGGGAGGCCCAUGAGUGACAAAAUUUUUGAAAAGAAACGUAGAGACUCUAAGACACCGACGCAAAGCCUGCCCAAGGGCAUCCCCGUUUCUGUGCCUGGACCCUCUUCUGUCACCCCAUCGACAAGCAAAGAAAUCAAGAAAUCCAAACUGGUUCGAAGCCAGUCCUUUAAUAAUCAAGCUUUUCAUGCAAAAUACGGCAGUUUGGAGAAGUGUGCUAGUAAAAGUUCUGCAGCGGGAUAUACACCUCCUGUCUCAGGGUUAGCAAAGACAUCUGUGCUUUCAGUGACUGAUGACUCCUUCCGGACUCGUAAUGCCAGCAGCCUCCCACCAUCCUUCUCUCCCCCCAGUUCCUUGCCAAGUACCUCCCGUGGGACAGCUCCCUCGGUUGACCCCAAGGGCAGUGCCAGUAAGGACUCACAGCCUCGGAAGGCCACCUUUCCAGAAAAUCCAAUCCUUAAAUCAACUGCUUGACGGAGGAGGCAAGACAGAGCAGCUGGAAGUGACGUGACCGAGGACAGAAGCGGACGUGUGAUGCUGGGGCUUUUUUUUUAAGAUUAGUUUUUUUUCAACGAGUGGAGAAAGAGACAUAAUAGCCGCUGAUGUUAAACUUUUCAUAUUUGGAAUUAGAUUCCCUAGGAGGCAUAAUACCUAUGUUUCUUGAGUAAUAAUGUGGUUUCAGCACUCCAGUGUUACAGUGAAGUGUAAUGAAAAACAGCUUUAGGCGUCUGCUUUGACCACUGCUUGCAGCAGAGACAAGUCUGCCUUUCUUUGUGCGAGAAACCAGCUAUUUAAUUGUUCUAGAGUUUAGCAUUUGAAACAACAGUAUGAAAGUGCAAAUCAGCUGAUACUGCCUGAGCUAGAUAAUCGCUUGGAGGGAACUUGAAAAGUAAGAACGAUAUACUCCACUUUCUCUCGACUCUCCAAGCCCUGUUGUGGAAAGUCACCCUAAAGGGUACAAACAGCUGUUCACCAUUUUAGCAGUCUUGCAAUUGUGGCAGCAGUCUGUUGUACCUGGCAGUUCCCCACUUUAAAUUUGGCAAUGAAAAUUCCACAAAGAUUUCUGAUAGCUUUGAGCUAUAACUACCUUAAAAUAAUAGAUUGAUGAUUUUCUUUACAUCCAAGAAGAAUUUAUUUUAUAAAUACUUUAUUUGUUAGAUUGUAUUUGUCCUUACUUAAUUUAAAUGAUGAAUUUAGUUUGAAUCAGCUGUUACUCCAAGUUAUCAUGCUCUCGCUAUGUCAACAGCAUUUAUUUGUACCAGUGCUCAUAUUUCCAUCAAAAUUUGCCUGUGGGACAGACACAGUUCUUAACUGUAAAAUGUCAGUUCUGGAGAUAGACGGUCUGAAGCUGUUGUCAGCUUCUCUACUUCAAAAUGCAAUCAGCAUAUAACUGUAUUGAUACUAGAAAAUAUUUGUUUUUUAAAAUAUAUUGAUGUAUGAUAAAGACGAUUUACUUUGUGAAUGCAUACGCGUGUGUGGUUACUUUUUAUAAUGUGAAAUGAUGAAUUUACUCUAAAUAAAACAUAGGUUAAUGAACUGCC